UUGCAGGAUGCUCAUUUUAUUGUUUUGCUGCAUACAAUACGUUCAAGCAGUUGGUCAUUGGACGGUCGAUUUACAGUAUUCAGCUUCAGAUACAGACGAUUUCAUUUUGCUUGGUACUAUAACUGUGGAUAGGACACUUGAUAAUAAUUAUACAGCUUAUUUUGAAUCUUCUGUUAAUCCAAGUAAAUGGCAAAGUGAUCUCUUGCAAGCUGCAAAGAAUGGAUGGACUUACCGCGUUAGAGUCGAUAGUGAUAAAGAAGAUGUACAAGGUUACAAUGAACCGUGUUUGAUGCUGCGAGCUAACGGAGUUCAUCAUUUUCGGGUAUUUUUGGACCCUGAUCACCAGAAUUUGCAAUCUUUGGCUAUUUUUCCGGAGAAUUUAUUUACCGUUGGAACAAAUUACCACUUUUGUGAAACAGAUUCGUUCACAGAGGGUAGCAAAAUAAGAGGAUCGGUUAUAGUGAACACAAUUAAUGAAUUGCCCCUGCCUGAUGCAGUUUCAUAUAUUCGAAAGAUGGAAAAAGAGCGGCAAGCGAGGCAGCAUGGAGCUCAGCAGGACAAUCGAACGUUUAUCCAGAAAUAUUGGAUGUAUAUAGCUGCAGCAUUAAUUUUUAUGGUCAUUUCUAAUGCUACAACUGCUGAACAAAGUGGAGAGUAGAAAUUAUUUCCUUCAUGGAGCGGAAGAAUAAAAUUAUGAUUAUAUUUCUUGUUAUAUUUAUACUUGUUGUAUUCGUUUUGAAUUCCACUGCUUUUGUACAAACGGUCGUAAGUAUUGUGACUCGUAUUUCGAAUAUUUCCGUAGGACAAUAAUUGAAACUCAGUAAUAAAAUACAAUAUAUGCA
Molecule: messenger RNA, 842 nt
Organism: Loa loa (African eye worm)
Lineage: Eukaryota; Metazoa; Nematoda; Chromadorea; Rhabditida; Onchocercidae
Exons: 5
Coding region: 8-658 (216 amino acids)
Source: RefSeq, a predicted model, not a curated record